Molecule: messenger RNA, 886 nt
Organism: Penaeus indicus
Lineage: Eukaryota; Metazoa; Arthropoda; Malacostraca; Decapoda; Penaeidae
Product: pro-resilin-like
Exons: 4
Coding region: 18-440 (140 amino acids)
Cellular component (GO): extracellular matrix
Source: RefSeq, a predicted model, not a curated record
GUUUCCUUCGCGUCAUCAUGGUUUGCAAGUUCGUCGCCCUCUCCCUCCUGGUAGCCGUGGCCGUCGCCGCCCCCCAGUCCGGCUACGACUACAACACCCCACAGCAACCCUCUAGCCUCUACCAGCAGCCCACACGACCCCCAACACCACGCCCACGACCCCCAACCCAGCUCUACAACACUCCCCAGGCUUCCAACGUUGCCCCUGCAGCCGUGCGACCCCAGAGUUAUAACCCCCCCGCCCCCAUGGAGGGAAUGCCCUACGACUUCGAGUGGGGCGUCCAGGACCAGGAGAGCGGCAACGCCUUCAGCCACGUGGAGAACAGCGACGGCCAGACGACCCAGGGCGAGUACCGCGUCCUCCUCCCCGACGGCCGCACUCAGGUGGUGAAAUUCUACGACAACGGCGACGGCUUCAACGCUGAGGUCACCUACGAGUAGUGGCAGCCAAGAUGACCUAAGGAUGACCUGCGACACGAGAAUAUCGAUGCAGUUUCGACCGACCAACCCUGUGUAUAGCCAUCUGUAUUUCCCUUUUUUAUAGAUAUGUUUUAGUAUGUAGUGACGCUAGGUGUAUUUUUUUGUUGUUUGACAUCCGUGUGUAACAAAAUUCUUUUUUAUACAUAUCAUUUCAAGGGUCACUUCUUGUCUUCCAGAAAUGUGCAAUGUACAAGUUUAUUAUUUCUAUUAGCAGCUAUUUCAUGCGUUUGUGAUGGACACUUCUCUCCCGUUUCUAAAUUCUCUUUGUGACAAAAAAGAUCUUUGUGUCUUUUUCUCCGUCUCAUAACUGUGUAUAUAAUUCGGUGUUUGUGUAGUGUCCUGUUAUAUAUUUAUUGCAGAUCCUUCACCUUUCAAAAAUAUGUAUUUUUUUCUGAAAUAUACAGUAU